AUACGAACAGCUAUACACGCACCAACCUCUUCUCGUCACCUUUUCCUACCUGUAUUCCGACAAAUCCCGCCUCCUCACUGUGAUUUGCUAACACUUCUCUGUUCCCUCGCUCGAUUGGCUAACUCCAUGUCAACUCCGAACCUGUAGCCAGUCAAAGUGCAGGAGACCGGAGUUUUCGGAAUACAGGUGGGAAACAGGAUCAUACCCCUGCCUCACUCAGGUUAUAGCAGAGUAGGCUUUGGAAGUUGUCUAAAAGCUGGGACUGGCUCAGUGCUCCGUGUGUUUCCUGUCAGUUUGAGCUGCUGUUAUUUUGGCCGAAAUGUCAACGCCUCUGGAGAAGCCGCAGAUCAUCGCGCACAUUCAGAAGAGCCUGAACUACACGGUGUUCGACAGCAAGUGGAUUCCCUGCAGCGCGAAGUUCGUGUGUAUGGGAAACUUCGCCAGAGGAACCGGAGUCCUGCAGGUUUACGAGGUUCAGCACGGAGACGUGCAGCUUGUCAAAGAGAUCGAAAAGCCGAAGCCAAUCAAAUGUGGAACAUUUGGUGCAACAUCUCUCCAGCAGAGGCAUUUGGCCACAGGCGAUUUUGACGGCAACCUUCAUGUGUGGAAUCUUGAGGCACCAGAGGUUCCAGUGUACUCUGUGAAAGGCCACAAGGAAAUAAUAAACUGCAUCGACGGAGUUGGAGGAUUAGGCAUCGGAGACGGCGCACCGGAAAUCGUUACAGGGAGCCGAGAUGGUACAGUUAAAGUGUGGGAUCCGAGGCAAAAAGACACACCUGUGGCAAACAUGGAGCCGACGGAAGGAGAGACCAAGAGAGAUUGUUGGACUGUUGCAUUUGGUCACGCCUUUAACGAUCAGGACCGCUGUGUAUGUGCUGGUUAUGACAAUGGUGAUAUUAAGCUGUUUGAUCUCCGAAAUAUGUCUCUGCGAUGGGAGAAAAAUAUUAAAAAUGGCGUGUGCAGUGUUGAAUUUGACAGAAAAGAUAUCAAUAUGAAUAAACUAGUGGCAACAUCUUUAGAGGGCAAAUUUCAUGUCUUUGACAUGAGGACUCAGCAUCCAACCAAAGGCUUUGCAUCUGUUUCUGAAAAGGCCCACAAAUCUACAAUAUGGCAAGUGAGGCAUUUGCCCCAAAACCGGGACAUCUUCAUGACAGCAGGCGGAGCUGGGAACCUGCACUUAUGGAAAUAUGAGUAUCCCGAGAAGAGGAGUGAGCAAGAUGGAGAGGGAGUGGCCAGAGGAGUGGCUGGCACACUCAAUCUCCUGCAAAACGUCACUCUGUCUUCACAACCCAUCGCCAGCCUGGACUGGAGUCCCGACAAGCAGGGCCUGUGUGUGUGUGCUUCCUUUGACCAGUCUGUAAGAGUCCUCAUCGUCACCAAGCUGAAUAGAGUAUGAGCUCCCGUGUGACUCCGGGCCUUAAUAUUAUUCCAAGCUAAUGUGUUUGCUCUACAAACCAAAUGUGAACCUGCUUAUAUGCAAACAAACACGACUACUCUAACUUCAUUUAGAGUGAAAAUGAUAUGAACUGAAGUCUUCUUCUAAAAGGAGUUGUGCCAUUGUUUUUGAAUAUGAAAUGUUUUACACAGUAAACCAUUUUGCAAUCCGAUAA
This is a messenger RNA of Pangasianodon hypophthalmus (striped catfish), 1610 nucleotides long. RefSeq names its product dynein axonemal assembly factor 10 (gene dnaaf10). The record is from RefSeq and is a predicted model, not a curated record. The transcript has 8 exons. Lineage: Eukaryota; Metazoa; Chordata; Actinopteri; Siluriformes; Pangasiidae. Gene Ontology annotation, molecular function: ubiquitin binding. The coding region runs from base 320 to 1396 and encodes 358 amino acids.